Cuscuta campestris is the source of this 1137-nucleotide messenger RNA. The record is from the annotation of a GenBank genome assembly. Lineage: Eukaryota; Viridiplantae; Streptophyta; Magnoliopsida; Solanales; Convolvulaceae.
CAUUUGUGUCCGUGUAAAUUUUUGUUAACGCACCAACACUUGUGUCGGUGUAAACUAUCAAAAUAUUUGUGCAAAACUGUGGUGUAACAUUUUUUGGAUAAGUGUAGCAUGGUCCAUUCAGAAUUUCAGAUUCUUCUUCCCAGUUCUUCUAUCUUCUUCCCCCAGUGAAGCGCACCGCAGAAUUGCAGGAGCCAAACAACUCCCUUAAACCGAACUUGUCAUUUCAUCAUCCACCGGCACCGCCGCAUCGCCACCGCCUCCAAUGGCUUCUUCAUUACCGCUUCUCCACUCCUCCCCCUCCAAGUUCCACGCCCUGCUCCCACUGAAUUAUCUCCCCUUACAGUCCCGGAACGCUGGAAUUUUGCAUCGCGAUUUAUCUGCGAAGGCCGCGUCAGGGAUAGUUCUGGUGGAUAAAGCCGAAUCCGAGAAGACCAAUCGGCUCAAGACAGCAUACGUGGAAAGAGUCGUUCCUCUGCUCAAAGAAGAGUUCAAUUACAAGAACAUUCACGAGGUUCCACAGGUUAAGAAGAUAGUAGUGAACUGUGGGAUUGGAGAUGCUGCCCAAAAUGCCAAGGGUCUGGAAGCUGCGAUGAAUGAACUGGCUCUAAUCACAGGGCAAAGGCCUGUGAAGACGAGAGCGAAGAAGGCUGUUGCAACAUUCAAAAUUCGUGAAGGUCAGCCUGUCGGAAUUUCUGUCACUCUUAGACGAAAGGUAAUGUAUUCAUUUCUAGACCGACUCAUCAACUUGGGGCUGCCAAGGACAAGGGAUUUCCAAGGUGUUAACCCAAACAGCUUCGAUGGCCAAGGGAAUUACAGCAUUGGGUUUCGUGACCAGAGUGUGUUCCCAGACGUAAGCCCCUCUGAUGCACUUGGAAAGCAGAGAGGAAUGGAUGUUUGCAUUACUACCACUGCCAAAACCGACAAAGAAGGACAGCGGCUGCUGGCUCUUUUGGGGAUGCCUUUCAAGGAGGGUGGUGGUGGUGACCAAGCUGCCCCUCUGGUCGGAAAGAAGAAGCUCAGAUCUCACCACUUUGACUCUAAAGCAAAGCAGAGGGCAAGGAAAUGAGUGUACUUGUAACAUAACUGUCUAUUGCACGUACUUCCCUUGUCUUGUUCAACUCUUUGUGUAGAAAUGUU